Molecule: messenger RNA, 1343 nt
Organism: Hipposideros armiger (great roundleaf bat)
Lineage: Eukaryota; Metazoa; Chordata; Mammalia; Chiroptera; Hipposideridae
Gene: ASB12
Product: ankyrin repeat and SOCS box containing 12
Exons: 4
Coding region: 246-1205 (319 amino acids)
Biological process (GO): positive regulation of protein catabolic process; protein ubiquitination
Molecular function (GO): protein binding
Source: RefSeq, a predicted model, not a curated record
CCAACGCCUAGCCUUUAGGAGGUAUUUGUUAACAGUGGGAACUGAGAGUCCAGCCUGCUCUGGCCUUGGGGCAGGAGGGGCUCCCCAAGGAGGGGCCACCAAGGCCCAGUGCUUCACAGAGGGGCAGAGGCAGCGGCGACCAUAGGCAGCGUGGCCUCAGGUGGAAGCCUGGAUUUGAUGACCAAUUGGAUGGGAGUGGACGAAGAGAUAAGAAGAAUGAGAUCUGGUGUAUCCUCCUCCCCAUAAUGAGAAUAGUUCUGCUCCAAUCAGCCAGAAUGAACCUCAUGGACAUCACCAAGAUCUUCUCCCUCCUGCAGCCUGACAAAGAUGAGGAGGAUACUGACACAGGGGAGAAGCAGGCUCUCAAUCAAGCAGUGUACAACAACGACUCCUAUGCCUUGGACCAGCUUUUGAGCCAGGAGCGUUACAAACGUUUCAUCAACAGUAGGAGUGGCUGGGGCGUUCCUGGGACACCCUUGCGCUUGGCUGCUUCUUAUGGCCACCUUAGUUGUUUGCAGGUCCUCCUGGCACAUGGCGCUGACGUUGACAGCUUAGAUGUCAAGGCCCAGACACCACUUUUUACCGCCGUCAGCCAUGGCCAUCUGGAUUGCGUGCGUGUGCUUUUGGAAGCUGGUGCCUGUCCGGGUGGUAGCGUCUACAACAACUGCUCUCCCGUGCUCACAGCUGCACGUGAUGGUGCUGUUGCCAUCUUGCAGGAGCUCCUAGGCCACGGUGCAGAUGCCAAUGUCAAAGCUAAACUACCAGUCUGGGCAUCAAACAUAGCUUCAUGUUCUGGCCCCCUCUAUUUGGCUGCAGUCUAUGGGCACCUUGACUGUUUCCGCCUGCUUUUGCUCCAUGGGGCGGACCCCAACUACAACUGCACUGACCAGCGCCUAUUAGCUCAUGUCCCACGGCCUCGCACCCUCCUUGAAAUUUGCCUCCACCAUAAUUGUGAUCCAGAGUACAUCCAGCUGUUAAUUGAUUUUGGUGCUAACAUCUACCUUCCAUCUAUCCCCCUGGACCUGAACUCACAAGAUGAUAAAGGCACUGCGUUGCUGCUACAGGCCCGAGCCACUCCACGGUCACUACUGUCACAGGCCCGUUUAGUUAUCUGCAGAGCCCUGCGCCAGACCAGCCGGCCACAAGCCAUCGACAAGCUGGAUAUUCCCCCUGUGUUGAUUAGCUACCUUAAACACCAAUUGUAAACUUUCAGUCUACCCAAACCCACAAUGCUUCCAAAAACCACCUGGGGAUCCAGGUAGCUGGAGGGCACCAUAGAGAUCUACCCACUCACUUGGAGCUGCUUUCCUGUAUUAUCCUCCACAAUAAAAUCAACAAAAUCA